This is a messenger RNA of Arabidopsis thaliana (thale cress), 1381 nucleotides long. RefSeq names its product LOW protein: F-box/kelch-repeat protein. The transcript has a single exon. Bases 6 to 1247 code for a protein of 413 amino acids. The record is from RefSeq and is marked reviewed. Lineage: Eukaryota; Viridiplantae; Streptophyta; Magnoliopsida; Brassicales; Brassicaceae.
UUCCAAUGGAAAAACCAAACAACACCAUCACAGAUGUUUUAGAGGGGAUAGUGACGGAGAUACUAGUGAGGUUACCAUUGAGAAGCAUCUCCAGAUUCAAAUCAGUGAGUCAAACAUGGAAAUCGGCAAUAGAAUCUGUGUAUUUCCGACGUCUCUUUGUGUCUCUGCACCAAAACACCUCUUCAAGUUGGUCACUACUGCUCCGAAAAGAAGAAUUCAUAGACUUCCAUGGAUGCGGGACAUGGGGUCUCCCAAAGUCGUUAGGUUCUUAUAUUCAAUGUAUGGAACUAGACGGUAAAUUCGAAUAUAUGUGGUUUUCCGGUUCCAAUGGAUUGAUUUUGAUGCAUAGAAAGUUGGGUACUUGGAAAAAUUAUGUGGGUAAUCCAGUAUUACAACAGUGGGUUGAAAUCCCUGCCUGUCCAGGUUCAUAUACUUUCUUUUGUGGUGUGGUGACGGGUGUUGACGAGGUGGGUGUUGUUUUGAGCUUCAAAGUGGUUAAGAGUGGUAAUAUGUUUCUUAAUAAAGGUGAAAUGUAUAUGCCUUUAUAUGUGUAUUCGUCUGAGACAGGCUUUUGGAUUCACAAAGAAGUUGUAUGCCCUGUUCGCUUACCCAACUUCUAUGACCCUAUUAGUUUGAAUGGGACGCUUUAUUUUUCGCAACGGGGGGAUUCUUAUAAUCGUAGGCCAGGACUUAUGGUUCUCGAUUUCUAUGGUAAACCCAAAGAUUGUCACUUUAUACCGCUCCCCGAUCAUGCUUUGAAUCGCAACAAAACAUGUUUGGCUACAUCCAGCGGUUUUGUCAUGUAUAUCAAAACAUUAGCUCAACCGGGAGGUAAUCUUUUGAAGGUUUGGAGGUUGAUUGAUGAUUCAGCUUGGCAACUUAUGUGGGAAGUCAGCAUCCCAUUUAUUGGAUGUUAUGCACCCAUGUCAAUGCAUCCGUUUGAUCGCAAUAUUGUCUAUUUAUGGAGCCAUGAUAACUGUUAUUUAAUGUCAUUUAACUUGCAGACACAAAACUACAAAAUCUUCGGAGAUGAGUCAAAACAUCAUGAUUGCUAUAUCAACCAUCGUACUUGUGAGAAACAUAUGUAUAAGAUUUCUAGACCAUACUCGGUUUCAGAGUAUGAAGGUCCUAUCAUCUUACAACAAUGGGUGCUCUCAAGGUGGAUGCAAUCAGUGCCUCGUCCUCCCGAAGUUGAGAUGAUAGAUACAACUUCACUACUUUCUCUUGUAGUAAAGAAUGAAGAAUAAAGAUGAAGAAAAAUAGUAAUUAGAAUUGUAAAAGUAAAAAUUAUAUCUUAAUAUCUAUAGUAAUUCUUUAUUUUUGUUUUCUAUAGCAUGGAAUGGAUUCAUGAUUUUUUUUGGUUUCUUAAUACUUUUAGACU